This is a messenger RNA of Thunnus maccoyii (southern bluefin tuna), 5009 nucleotides long. Its product is annotated as serine/arginine repetitive matrix protein 1. The coding region runs from base 79 to 3282 and encodes 1067 amino acids. The record is from RefSeq and is a predicted model, not a curated record. Lineage: Eukaryota; Metazoa; Chordata; Actinopteri; Scombriformes; Scombridae. The transcript has 9 exons. Gene Ontology annotation, molecular function: protein binding.
AGCCAGUUGAGCGGCUGGAGAGGGGAGAGAGAGGCUGAACUGUGCGGCGGUGGAAGAUCAGCGAUCGCUGGCGUGAACAUGGCGGAGACCGUACGCUCGCUCUUCGACUACCGGGAGACACACAGCCUGGACAGCGACGGAGAAGGCGUCAAACCGGCACCACCACUGCGGGGGCGUGGCUGUGGAAGGAAAAGGAAAGGGACACCCGUGAAAGUCUUUGUUACACACACUGAGGAGGAGAACGUGCCUGAACACAGCUUCAACCCAGGUGAUCGUAAGGAAGCAGCAGAGAAUAAACGGCCCACACUGGACGGGCCUUUCUACAACACAGAGCCUGCUCCUCACAACUGCAGUCUAUCGGAGCAGGCUCACGACAAAGUCUCCAAUGCAUCCAAGACCAGCUCCUGCUCAGCCUCUACACCAGCUCCAGCUCCAGCUGCCUCCUCUGCCCCAACCCCAACACCAGUCCCGGCUCCUGCCCCGGCCACAGCGACUUCAGCUCAGGCCCCGUCUCUGACCCCUGCGUCCACAGCUCCGGCCGCCCCAACAGCCUCUGCUCCAGCCCCGACAGCCAGCUCCUUCCCUCCUUCCCCUAACUGUCGCAUCAGAGAGGUCCACUGUGGCAGCCAGGUGCGACUGGUUGUAAUCGCCAUCCGAGACAUCACCAAGGGAGAGGAGAUCACUGUGGACUACAGCCUGACAGAGUGGGGAGAGAACCUGGGUUUCCGUGGUACUGUAUCUCCAGCGCAACACGAGUGUAACUCUGACACUGAGAAUAACAGCAGUAUCAAAAAGGAGGACGAGCCCCUCUCUCUCACAACCCAGCAGCAGCGGCAACAACAGCAGCAACAGCAUCAGGAGUACGUCACCCCCUCAUGGUCUCUCUCCCCCUCCUCCUCCCCCAUCUCCCACUCUGAUGCCAGUGACUCAGACGCAGGGGAUGAGGACAACUCCAGCCCCCGGGGACGCGCACCACGUCGGCGCAAGAAACGGCGCGGCACUCCUUCAAAGAAAAAGACCCCCCAUCGGACCCCACCCGGGCGUCAGCCACCACUCUCCUCCGGCAGUGUUCCUCAUCACAACCGUCCACUUCCCUCAUCCCACCCUUCACCACAGUCGUCUCCUCCCUGCUCGCCUUCCUCCUCUUCUUCAGCUAAGCCUGUGUUCAAAACUCCAGCUCCGCUGGGCCCCAACAGCACAAGCAACGUCAACACAAAUGUCCCCAGAGGAGGAGUGUCCAUAGACUCCAUGCGCCAAACCUGCGAGUACUGUGGACGUCACUUCCGCUCCUUGGGCCGCCAUUUAGACAAACAUCAUGCCCACCAACCAGACGUGUGCUCCGCCCUAGUGGAGCGCUACACACAGAUGCCCCGCCUGCAUGCACAGAGCACAAACUCCGCUGCAGUUCACACUCAGCAGCAUUCAAAGUCGUCACAGGCUGCGACACAGAGCCGCAGCUCAGAACUUCCACAGAGUGGUGUCCAGGACCUCUCCAUGUCUCCACCUACUCUCACAGCGGCCAACCAAUCCCCUGCCUCCUCUGGAAGAAACUCCACCCCACCUGUGCUGACUCCUCCGCGAGGACAGAACGCAGUGCCAGUGUCUGUCUUAAAGAGGAGCCCACCCCCUGUGGCUGUGCCCCCGUCCAGGAAGGGGGGAGUGAGGAGGCUAAAGAAAGACAGACAGGAGGAAGAGGAUGAGGAGGAUGAAGAUGAAGAAGAUGUAGAGGUAGUGGAGGUAAAGAGGCCCAAAGAAGAGGAGGAUGUAGAGGUGGUGUGCCCUCAGUCCUUCAGCAGCAAGUCGGCCAAAGAGAUGGACCCACCAAAAGAAGAGGAAGAUGAGGAGGAUGAAGAGGAAGAGGAGGAGGAGGAGGAGGAGGAGAAUGGAGUGAUGGAGGUGGAAGAUGAAAGUGGGACAGAGGAUAAGGAAAAGGACCUGCUGAGUGGUUCAGGGCGUCACCACAUGCUGCCCCUCCUCUCGUCCUUGUCCUCUCUGGUUCUGUACCUCCGUCGGCUGCAGCACUCAGCCUUCUUGUCCCUAUCUCGGCAGCUACAGUCAGCUGAAGCCUGGCGCCUUCUCUGUCACUCCAGCCUGGCGCUCCUCAUCCUGUACAAUCGACGACGUGAGUGUGAGGUCUCCAAGCUGUCCAUCGCUGAAUACCGAGCUCGCAUCACUCCCCAGUGCCCUGUGCCUGUCCCGCCUGGUGCCCCUCCGGCUCUCACCCCACUGGAGGCUUCCCUGUCCCCCUUUGAGCGCCUGGUGCUUCCCCACCUCCCUCGAGUAGGGGUCCAGGGUAAACGUGGACGCAUCCAGCCCCUCAUUCUCCCCCCUCACUGCGAGCCCUGCCUGGAGCUCCUCCUGCAGACACGGCAAGAUGUGGGAGUUGACCCCACAAACCCGUAUGUCUUCGCCAGGCCCUACCACUCCCCUGCCACACCACUGCGAGGCACCGACCUCCUCCGCAGCUUGGCCCGCUCCAGCGGUACCCGCAACCCUCGAGCCCUGACACAGACCAGGGUUCGGCGCCAGGUAGCAAUUCUGACCCAGUUGCUGCUUCUUGGAGAGGGAGAGGAGCCCGGGCAGCUGGGAGGCAACGCUGUUGAGAGGCUGGAGCACUUCCUGGAGAGAGAAUACCAUGUGACGCAGAACUGUGCCGGAAUUGGCCAAGACCCAGGCCUGAUGGGCAGAGUGGGCCGGGUUGUGCUGUGUGGAGAGAGAGACGGAGUGCUGUUCAGAGGAAUGAGCCUGAACCACAUCUGCUUGGAACUGGAUGUUAUGUCAGGAAACUCUGCAGACUCGUACUCAGAGGGAGAGUCCGAAGGUGAACAGAUGAAGGAGAAGCCCGAGACGCCCACCCCCGCUCCCGCCCCGACACCGACACCAACACCCACCCUGCUGUAUGUCAGGAAGGGCAAGAACAACGGGCGUGUGGGACGACCCAAGAAGCUCAAGAACACCCAGCCACCCCCUCCACCGCCCCCACCUCCACUUGUCAACCGCAAGAGAGGCUCAGGUCAGCCCAAAUCAGGAAAGCGUGGCGUCCUGAAGCGUCCCUGGUCAGAGGCGGAGCGCGCGGCAGUCGAGGAGCACCUGACCCAAAACAUCACAGAGCUCCGUGUCCCCGCAAAGGCUGACUGUGAGCGCUGCCUGCAGCAGUGCCCCUUACUGGUCAGCAACCACCGUGACUGGCGAGCCAUCAAGUUCUACUGCCACAACCGCAUUCAGCUGCUGAAGAAAAACCAGCGGCGUGAAAGCGAGCCGCAGCCCCUCACUGUCUGCUGAGAGGAGAAGCAGUCGGGGGGGCAGGGGGAAAGGAGGGUAGAGCCUAGUAGAUGUCUGGUGUGGUGCAGCUGAUCAGAGCAGAUUCUCAAAUGGUACCCUGCUGCCCAGGAAAUGCACUAAUUUUGAGAGGACGGUCCUAAAUUUCACUCCACCAUUCUGGUAGUGUGGUUUGUUUUCAACAUCUAAUUUGAUGAGUGAUGGCAUUUUUAUUUUUAGCCACACAAGAACAUAAAUUCAAGUCACUUUUUUUGCUGCUUUACUUUAAGGUCUUAAAAUUACACUAGAGUCUUUAUGGUGCUCCUGGUUUGAGGGUUACAGUGCGAGUCUUGUCGAAAGCAGUGCGCUUGGACGGGUGCCGUUUGAGACAUGCCUUUGGGGACUUCAGAGACCACGACGCUGGCUGCAGCCUGUGUCGUGUUGUAUAUGGACUUUUUUUUUUUUUCUCCUUCCAAAACGGAUACACUAGACUGAAAUGUAAACAAGGGAGGCGAACGAGCCCUACAGUGUUGUUAUAUGAACGUCGUGAAGUAGCAUUAGUGUUUUAUGCACUUGGAGACGUUAAUAGGACAAGUGGCCUGUGCUUGGGCCACACUUUUCUUAAUAGUGGCUUUAUAAUUAGAGUAGGCCUAUCUAACAGCUAACCUAGAAGAAUAGCCAGAUCUCUGUUGUAACAAGCUACUUCCUUCAUGCAGCUGUGCAAUUCUUACCUUGGUUUCAUUAUAUGUAGAUCCUUAAUUUACAGGUAAGGUACUAGGUAAUGAAUCAGUUACUACUUUUGCGGUUAGUAUUAAGUUUUUCUGUACUGAAAUGGAACACAUUACGAUGAAGAUGAUUUUUUUCGACAAACUCCGCAGCGGGAGUUGUGGGUUUCAUGUGAGAGACAAUUAAAUGGCGUCAGAAUGUUGAGAUGUUACUUUUGUAUACCUAAGAUGUUUAGUCAAACUACAAAGCCCAGAAACAUUAGAACUGUUCUGAAACCUGUUGGACUUGUGUCCUCUUUCCCAAAAACAGGUACAGAAAAUAUGUCAGCAGCUACCAUUUCCCCCCCCCAGGAACAGUAUAUUUAUGUUUCUUAUUGUUUGUUGUUGUUUUGUUUUUUUUUUUGCCUGUUGCACAUUUGUUAUUCAAAGCAGUAAAAAGGUGCUAUAGGCCAAUAAGCUGGAUAUCACUUUAUAUGUGGAAAAGAGAUUCCCGUCGGUGGUGUUAGAAGUCUCUUAAAAAGUGGGCAUUUAUCAGAGAAGUGAUUGUUCUGUGUCGCCAUGUUUGUUGCAUUGUCUGUGUUGUCUUUUCCAACGGCUAGAGCUCCUCCUGUCCUUUCUGUCCUUUCUGUCCUUUCCCAGCCACACUACACAGUUUGCAGCUCAACCAGAUUUUUGGUUUCUUUUCAGCGAUGCUGGAAAUCUGUGUCCAUAGGACUAAAACCUCCAUGAAACCUCAAGACAGAUACUUGAAGUUAAUUUAAACCUUUUGCAGAAUCCUUAUGUUCUUUCUUGCUCUAGCCUUGCCAGUUACACUGUACAUAACAAAUAUAUUAUCAUUAUGCUAACUGGUCGUUUGUGCUAGACUAUAUGUAGCUUUUUUCCAUUUCUGAGUUAUUGCUAUCUGUACAUAAGCCUGUUUGUAAAUACUCCUCAGAGAAACAAAGAAAAAACACAAUGUAUGACAUGCCUUGGUUAUUGUGUUAUGUUUUUUCUUUUUUAUAAGUCUUAUAAAAAUUUAAAGCUCUA